Molecule: messenger RNA, 7007 nt
Organism: Malus domestica (apple)
Lineage: Eukaryota; Viridiplantae; Streptophyta; Magnoliopsida; Rosales; Rosaceae
Source: RefSeq, a predicted model, not a curated record
GGCAGUAAAUGAAGGGUCAGGUCAGAGUCUGCGAUUUCGGUGACGAACUACCCUCGCUGCCUUCCCCUUUCCUGUUUCCUUAUCCCCCAAGUCACACCCUCACUAUAAAACCACUCUCUCUCCUCUCCCCCUCUCUCAUCCCGUUUCUUCUCCGGGUCGGUUUGUGUCGUCUCCGAGACAAACCCAUCUGAAAAAUAUCCACCUGCUUAGGGACCCGCCGCACAACACCAACGCACACACAGAGGGAAGAAUAUUUUCAAUUUUUCUGUUGUUGUUGUUUUUCACUUGAAAUCCCAGAAAUAAAAUCUAGAAAGAGGGAGACUCACCGGAAGUGCGGGAAAUUUUCUCUCUGCUUCUUAUCAUCUGGGUGGGACAAAUCCGAUCAGUUACAGGUUGGUUUUCUGGGCGUGGAUUUCUUUGAGGAGUUAUUUUGUUCUGAUUCGAUCUCCUAUUUCGGCACACUGUCGGAGAAUAGGAGGUCUGAUAGCCUGGAGGUUUCGCAGAAUAUGAGUUUUCGUGUCCAAAAUGAGCGAAGGGAUAGGUCCAGGUUUCCUGCUCAGCCUGCUACUCAGCCUACUCAGCCUGCUCGUCGAGAGUGGGUGCUGAGAGGUACCGACCCUACCACUACCACUGCUGCUGUUAACCCGCCACCAAGAGUCUACCCGAACAACCCGAAUGUCAAUGCCAACCAGCCUAAUCCAAGAUUCAAUCCAAACAACCCGAACGGCAAUGUUAGCCAGCCUAAUCCAAGAUUUAAUCCAAGCAACCUGAAUGGCAAUCUCAGCCAGCCUAAUCCAAGAUUCAAUCCUAACAACCUGAAUGGGAAUGCUGGCCUGCCUAAUCAUAGCUCUGUUCCACCAUCAGAGAUUCGGCCACACAGAGGAGGAAAUAAUGGCGUUAUUAAAGGCCAUAUGGGCCAGUCAGUGAACCAUAGAAGGGAGAGGGGAAGGAGUGAGAAUCAGGAGGAAAAGGGAUUGAAGGACUCGAAUUUGCCCCAGCUUGUGCAAGAAAUUCAGGAUAAGCUGACAAGGGGCACUGUCGAGUGCAUGAUUUGUUAUGAAAUGGUGAGGAGGUCUGCACCUGUUUGGUCCUGCUCAAGCUGUUACUCAAUUUUCCAUCUGAAUUGCAUCAAGAAAUGGGCUCGAGCUCCCACUUCUAUUGACAUGUCUGCGGAGAAGAAUCAGGGGUUUAAUUGGCGGUGUCCUGGAUGUCAGUCUGUCCAGCUCACAUCUUCAAAGGAGAUUCGAUAUGUUUGCUUUUGUGGCAAGAGGACAGACCCGCCUUCAGAUUUGUAUUUGACACCGCAUUCGUGUGGUGAGCCUUGCGGGAAGCAACUCGAGAGGGAGGUCCCAGGCAAUGGUGUGAGUAAGGAGGAUCUUUGCCCUCACAUUUGUGUCUUGCAGUGCCACCCAGGUCCAUGCCCUCCGUGUAAAGCAUUUGCCCCACCACGUUUAUGCCCUUGUGGAAAGAAAACAAUCACAACGAGAUGUUCUGACCGGGCAUCUGUUCUGACUUGUGGUCAGGAUUGUAAUAAGCUGCUUGAUUGUUGGCGUCAUCGCUGCGAGCGGACUUGCCAUGUGGGUCCUUGUGAUCCUUGUCAGGUUCUGGUUGAUGCUUCCUGCUUUUGCAAGAAAAAGGUGGAGGUUGUUCUCUGUGGAGACAUGACUGUUAAGGGAGAGGUGAAAGCAGAAGAUGGUGUUUUUUCAUGUAGUUCCACCUGUGGAAAAAUGCUUAGCUGCGGUAAUCAUUCCUGCAGUGAGGUUUGCCAUCCAGGGCCGUGCGGAGAUUGCAAUUUAAUGCCAACUAGGAUUAAGACAUGCCACUGUGGGAAGACAAGCUUGCAAGAGGAACGACGGAGUUGUUUGGAUCCGAUUCCAACCUGUUCUCAAUUAUGUAGCAAGUCCCUCCCUUGUGAGAUGCACCAGUGUCAAGAGGUGUGCCAUACUGGGGAUUGCCCACCUUGUUUGGUUGAAGUGACCCAAAAAUGUCGUUGUGGGUCAACUUCUCGGACUGCGGAAUGCUUUAAAACCACAAUGGAGAAUGAGAAAUUCACUUGUGAUAAGCCUUGUGGGCGGAAGAAGAAUUGUGGAAGGCACAGGUGCAGCGAGAGGUGCUGUCCUCUUUCUAAUUUGAAUAAUGCUCUCUUGGGGAAUUGGGAUCCUCACUUUUGCUCUAUGUCCUGUGGGAAGAAGUUAAGGUGCGGUCAGCAUUCUUGCGAAUCGCUUUGUCACAGCGGCCACUGCCCUCCCUGCCUUGAUACAAUCUUCACGGACUUGACCUGUGCAUGUGGGAGGACUUCAAUCCCUCCUCCACUGCCAUGCGGUACCCCUCCCCCAUCAUGUCAGCUCCCGUGUUCAGUCCCUCAGCCUUGUGGGCAUACAUCCUCUCACAGCUGCCACUUUGGAGACUGUCCACCAUGUGCGGUGCCUGUGGCAAAGGAGUGCAUUGGUGGGCAUGUGGUCCUCAGGAACAUUCCUUGUGGGUCGAGGGACAUCAAAUGUAACAAGCUCUGUGGGAAGACAAGGCAGUGUGGUAUGCAUGCUUGUGGCAGGACUUGUCACCCGCCUCCCUGUGAUACAUCUUGUUUGGCAGAACAAGGUUCAAAAACUUCUUGUGGACAGAUAUGUGGUGCUCCUAGGAGAGAUUGCAGGCAUACAUGUACUUCACUUUGUCACCCUUAUGCUUCUUGUCCUGAUAGCAGCUGUGAUUUUCCUGUCACAAUCACUUGUUCUUGUGGCCGGAUGACAGCUAGUGUUCCUUGUGAUUCCGGUGGAAGCAAUGCUAGUUUCAAGGCCGAUACUGUUUAUGAAGCUUCCAUUGUUCAAAGGUUGCCAGCACCACUGCAACCAAUUGAAUCAACCAGCAAGAAUAUCCCGCUCGGACAGAGGAAGCUUAUGUGUGAUGAUGAAUGUGCUAAGAUGGAGCGGAAACGGGUUCUUGCAGAUGCUUUUGAUAUAACUCCUCCAAACUUGGAUGCGCUCCAUUUUGGUGAGAGUUCUGCUGUUUCUGAGUUGCUUUCAGACCUUCUUAGACGCGAUCCCAAGUGGGUAUUAUCUGUGGAGGAGAGAUGCAAGUACUUGGUGCUCGGCAAGAGUAGAGGUGCUACAAGUGGUCUCAAGGUUCAUGUUUUCUGCCCGAUGCUGAAGGAGAAGAGGGAUGUAGUUCGGAUGAUCGCUGAAAGAUGGAAGCUUGCAGUUCAAGCCGCUGGCUGGGAGCCCAAGCGAUUUAUUGUGGUUCAUGUUACACCUAAAUCCAAAGCCCCCGCUCGGAUACUUGGGGUUAAGGGCACAACAACAGUGAGUGCACCCAAGCCUCCGUCUUAUGAUCAUUUAGUGGACAUGGAUCCCAGGCUUGUAGUUUCAUUCCCAGAUCUCCCUAGAGAUGCAGAUAUAAGUGCACUUGUAUUGAGGUUUGGUGGGGAGUGUGAGUUAGUCUGGUUGAACGAUAAGAAUGCACUAGCCGUAUUCAACGACCCUGCUCGAGCAGCAACUGCAAUGAGGAGGUUGGAUAAUGGUGCACUAUAUCAUGGCGCUAUUGUUGUUCACUCCAAUGGCAGUGCAUCUAUGGCGGCAUCAGGUUCUAAUGCUUGGGGUGGAUUGGGGACAUCUAGGGAAGGAGGAGCUUCUGCAGUGCUGAUGGGUAAUCCGUGGAAGAAGACUGUUACACGAGAGUCCGGUUGGAGGGAAGAUUCAUGGGGCGAGGAAGAGUGGCCUGGCAGUUCUACAGAUGCGCCGGCAAACGUGUGGAAUAAAAAAGCACCAAUUGCUGCCUCAGUAAAUCGAUGGAGUGUACUGGACGGUGACACGGCAUUGGGCUCAUCCGCUUCAUCUCUCAGAGUUGAGGACUAUAGAAAACUGUCUUUGGGUCCAUUGAAUUCGGCCUUGGACUCGAAAGCGAGUGGUUCGAGUUCGAGUUCCACUUUUGAAGGGCAGCCUGUUGGAGUUAUUGCAGAAACACCUGAAGUGGUUGAUGACUGGGAGAAGGCCCACCUCCCAAACGGAAAGGCAUGUGAGAUGUGGAUGUUUGAUAAUAUGCAGGAGACAUGGAAACACACACUUCUGUUGUCAUUUCAGAGCCUUGGAGUAAUAUAUGGUCAAAUGAGUACUGCUCCCUUAUACGUCUUCGGGACAUUGACUGCAGAUGAUAUCACAUCAGAGGAGACCGUUUAUGAACUAUUCUCCUUCAUUUUCUGGACUAUUAACAUCAUUUCUUUACUCAAGUAUGCAUUUAUAGUAUUAACAGCUGAUGACAAUGGAGAAGGUGGUACUUUUGCUUUGUAUUCACUUCUGUGUAGGCAUGCCAAAGUUGGUUUGCUUCCAAAUGAAAGUAGUGCUAAUGACGUUAUGCAUUAUGAGACGGGAAGUCCUUUCAAGAUAAAGGCAGAAUCAAGGGCUCGAAGAGCCAUAGAAAAGCUUAGAUGUGGCCAUUAUUUGAUGCUGUUCCUGGCUCUUUUCGGUUCCUGCAUGACAAUUGGCAUUGGGGUGCUUACCCCAACUCUUUCUGUCUAUUCAGUUUCAUCUGGAAUUCAAAGAUCAUUGUCGGAUAUUUCACACAGAAUUUCAGCGUCGGAAAAACAAAGGGAGGCCAUAUCUAGAGCUUUAGAGAAAUAUGUCCCGGUUUCCACUGCAUCUGCUAUAUUGGUGUGCCUCUUCACACUACAGCACUACGGGACUCGUAAAAUUGGGUUUAUUUUUGCUCCAAUUAUCGUCGUUUGGCUGUUCUUUAUUGGUGGAGGGGGUGUAUAUAACAUUUUCCACUGGAACAAAGAAAUUCUCCUUGCUACCUCCCCCAUGUACAUGUACAGAUUCAGGAAUAUUCACAGCAAAAGUUGGAGGUCAUUAGGCAGCAUUGCUUUAUGUGUAGCAGGAUCGGAAGCAAUGUUUACAUCUCUAGGUCAUUUCAGAAGGAAAUCAAUCAAGAUGACAUUUGUAUGCUUCAUAUAUCCAGUCCUUGUUUUAAGCUACGCCGGUCAGGCUGCAUAUAUCUCCAAAAACUUGGAUGUUAGAGAUUUCAAUCAUCUCAGUCAAUCCAUACCUAAACAAAUGCGCCACUGGUUUGUAGCAUUUUCCCUUCUUGCUUCUGUUGUGGGAAGCCAGGCAACCAUAACAGCAUGUUUCUCCAUUAUAAAUCAGUGCCUGGCACUUGGUUGUUUUCCGAGAGUAAAAGUUAUUCAUACAUCAGAUAAGAUACACGGGCAGGUCUACAUUCCUGAUAUCAACUGGCUAUUGAUGGUUCUAAGCCUCGUUGUUACGAUUGGUUUCCAUGAUAUUAUCAAAAUUGGUAGCGCGACAGGUUUGGCUGUAAGUUCUGGAAUGCUUGUAACGACUUGUCUCAUGUCACUAGUAAUUGCGCUAUAUUGGGAGAAAAGUUUGUUUGAGUCGGUCUGCUGUCUAAUAUUCUUUGGAUCCAUCGAGGUGAUGUAUGUAUCGGCUUGUAUGUUGAAUUUUCACAAGGGAGCUUGGUAUUUGGUUGUCCUUUUGGCAAUGUCCCUGACUAUCAUGCUUUCAUGGCAUUACGGAACCAAGAAGAAGCUCGAAUUUGAUAUACAAAACAAGGUCUCUGCAGAAUGGCUUAUAGGCAUUAGCCCGGGCCUCGGAGUUACUAGGGUGCCCGGGAUUGGUUUCAUUUAUUCUGAUAUAGUGACAGGAAUUCCAGCUUUCUUCUCACACUUCAUUACCAAUCUUCCAGCGUUUCACCAAGUUUUGAUUUUCGUGUCCUUCAAGUCUCUGCCAAUGCCUUAUGUCCCUCCAAGUCGGAGGUAUCUUGUUGGCAGGGUUGGCCCGAGGAAUUUUAAGAUAUAUCGCUGUGUUGUGAGAUAUGGAUAUUGUGAUCCUAUUAGGGACACUGAUAAUUUUGAAGAACAGAUUAUUAGUUCGAUUGGUGAAUUCAUUUGCAUGGAAGAAAAUGAUUUUGAUUUCCAAAAUUCAUCCGAAGGAAGAAUGGUGGUUAUUGGAAACCCACCAGCUGAUGGAACCGGAAGUGCUUUGAUUCCCUUGAAUGAUACAAAUUCAUAUGAGAUGGAGUGCGUAAGUAUGGCGAGCAACGAAACUCGGUCUCCAUUAGGUGAUGCAAUCGAGAGUGGUUUUACGCCGGUGAUGAGAAAAAAAGUCCGGUUCAUGUUGCCUCCGAAUAGUCCGCAAAUGCACGUAUCUGUGAGGGAGGAGCUGCAAGAACUGAUUGAUGCUAGGGAGAGUGGGACUGCAUACUUCUUAGGGCAGGUGCAUUUAGCAGUGCGUGACGGAUCAGACAUUCUAAAGCGAUUGCUGAUCAUGACUUAUGUGUUUCUUGAUAAAAAUUGCAGAGAGCCUCCAGUUGCACUCAAUAUUCCUCAUGCUGCUCUUGUUGAGGUUGGCAUGGUCUGUUGCAUAUGAAUUGUAUUGCCAGACGCCGUGCGGGCAGGGGAUCGAGCAACGAGUUGUACAGAGAGCGAGAGGAGAAAAAGAGGACAGAAUCUGCGAUCGGAGGAGAUAUAAGAACUGCUAGUUUAAGUUUCUACCUUGUACUACAAGAUGUCAGGAGUAAAAUCUAUACUGCAUAUAUGAACAAGUAUUUGUGGCCAGGAGUAAUGCUACGUGCAUGCCUAGCAUAUCCUUUAAGCGGUGGAUCGGGAAGAGAUCCUUUCCGGUCUCUCCCACCAAAGUUAAAGUCCACUCAUCUGAAUUUUGAAAUUUAAUCCAACGGCUAUAAGGAAUCUCUUAAAAAAUUAUAAUAAUUUUAACUGUUAAACAAAAUUUUAAGGAUCCGGAUGAGUGAACUUGGUGGCUUUGGUGGGAGAGAUCCAGGGAUGAUCUCUUCCCCGGUGGAUCACAUUCACCUGUUAAAUUAUUUCUCUUGAAGCAUUCAACGCAAUUGAUCACUGACAUUUUUACUUUCUGUAUAAGACCAAGUUAUUUAAUACCAAAUUAGAAUAGCUAAAAACCCAACAGGAUCCUCUUCGGAUCAUUUUUACGAUAAUUCUGAAGAUCUGUAAAUUGUGUUCGUUUAUCGUACAUUGUGUGAUUAGUUUU